AUGUCUGAAUCUGACCAGGAGCAAAGUUCACCUGAGCCACUUUCACCAAGAACCGCUGCUAUACGUGCUGGUUUGAGGAAUUAUAGUUCUUCAAGCGCUGAUUCUAAAAGUUCCGAAUCUGAAGGUUCAAGCACGAUGGCAAAGAUUCCGAACAACAACAAUAAUGUUGAAGGAGGUGGUGCGCUUGUUGUCCAACCUCGAAAACCCCUGCGUGAGUUUUCCAUUCCCAAAGUCACCGAUCAACCUUCGUGCAUCGUCUAUCCUCAACUCACAUUUGACAGGUUUGAGCUUAAAAGUUGUAUGAUUCAUCUUCUUCCAACUUAUUAUGGUAAUACCACUGAGGAUCCUAACAUGCAUAUUAAGCAAUUCUUUGAAAUAUGUGCUACGAUAAAAAUUCAUGGCCUUGAUGAGCAGAUUAAGAUGAGGCUAUUCUCAUUCAGUUUAAAAGAUAAGGCUAAGUCUUGGUUAUACUCUUUGCCUAAUGCUUCAAUUCAUACUUGGGAAGAGCUUUCUAAUAAGUUUUUGCAGAAAUUCUUUCCGGCUCAAAAGACUAACAAGAUUAGAAAGGAAAUCCUUGGUUUCACACAAAAGGAAGGAGAAGCUUUUCAUGAAUGUUGGGAGAGGUACAAGGAGAUGAUAAGUUCUUGCCCACAACACAACAUAGAGAGUUGGAUGCAAAUGCAAUCUUUCUAUGAAGGUUUGCUUGAUUCCGAAAGGAUGAUGGUAGAUGCAACAAGUGGAGAAGGACUGAUGAACAAAACAGCAGAUGAGGCUUUUACUCUCUUUGAAUCCUUGAGUGCUAACUCUCAACAAUGGAGCCACAAUAAAGGAAGAGGAGCUCCUAUGAAAGCUGUGGUGUCUGAGGUAGGUACUAAUAAUGAGAUUGCUGCAAAACUUGAUGUUAUGUGUUCUUUGCUUCAACAGGCAGUGACUGGCCCUCUAGGAAACAAAGUGGAAGUUCAAGAUCAAUCUUUUGCAGAGCACAUGCUAGAACAAGCAAAUGCCCUCCAAGCAAGGAAUCCUAAUAAUGAUCCUUACUCAAACACGUACAAUCCGGGGUGGAGAAAUCAUCCUAAUUUCAAGUGGAGCAACAAUUCAAAUGUGCAACAAUCUCAAGGACCUCCCCCAGGAUUUCAAAUACAACAGAGGCAAUUCCAGCAAGCUCCCCAACAACUACAAGAGCAAAGGGGUGAUCAAAUGGGAGAAUUGCAAGAUAAGUUCAAGAAGUUCAUGGGGCAACAGAUGCAAACCAAUCAAAUUCUUCAAAAUGCAGUGAACAAGCUAGAAGUGCAAGUUGGGCAGAUUGCAUCCUCCUGGAGCAAUAGAGCAUCCGAAACUUUCCCAAGCCAAAUUGAGGUGAAUCCAAGGCAUCAAGAGCAUGCUAAAGCAAUACACAUCUUGAGAAGUGGUAAACAAGUUGAUAACAAAGUUGGAGAUGCCAAUGAAGAGCAAGAAGAUGGAGAAAAUGUGGAGAUCAUUCAACCACCACAUGGGCAGCCCAUAGCUUCCAACAAACAGUCCCUCAAUCCUUCGGGAAUGGAGUGGUUGGUGUAUUGCAUAGUUUUAGAUUGGAUUUCACUCAAAACCCACCAAAUGACUCCUCUCACCAUAAUAUGA
This is a messenger RNA of Prunus armeniaca (apricot), 1617 nucleotides long. Lineage: Eukaryota; Viridiplantae; Streptophyta; Magnoliopsida; Rosales; Rosaceae. The record is from the annotation of a GenBank genome assembly.